Xenia sp. Carnegie-2017 is the source of this 953-nucleotide messenger RNA. Its product is annotated as serine/threonine-protein kinase/endoribonuclease IRE1-like. Gene Ontology annotation, molecular function: ATP binding; protein serine/threonine kinase activity; RNA endonuclease activity. Bases 282 to 953 code for a protein of 223 amino acids. Gene Ontology annotation, cellular component: IRE1-TRAF2-ASK1 complex. Lineage: Eukaryota; Metazoa; Cnidaria; Anthozoa; Malacalcyonacea; Xeniidae. Gene Ontology annotation, biological process: protein phosphorylation; intrinsic apoptotic signaling pathway in response to endoplasmic reticulum stress; IRE1-mediated unfolded protein response. The transcript has 3 exons. The record is from RefSeq and is a predicted model, not a curated record.
UUUCUGUCGAAAAUCUUGGAAAAGAAUAUGUCUAUUUGAUACUCGACCUAUGUGAAGAGUCGUUGGAGGAAUAUGUGGAAUCAAAUUCAAAUAGUUUGGAUUACCAUCAAAAAUUACUUCCCGAUAUUCUUAAACAAAUUUUAAAAGGAUUAGCUGAUCUUCAUAGCGGUGAGCGUCCCAUUCUUCAUCGGGAUUUGAAACCUUCCAAUGUUCUACGAAACGCACAAGGAAAAUUUCUAAUAGCCGACUUUGGUAUCAGUAGAGUAUUGAAGAAUGGCUUCAUGACACAUGUAAGCGAUCCUAACAAGGGAGCUCCGUAUUGGAUUGCUCCUGAAUCAUACAGUGAAAAUGAUGACUCCGUUGAUAAGGUUGACAAGUUGACUUCUUACAAAAAAGAGUCUGAUGUAAUGAAUGCAGGAAUGGUGGCUUAUUUUGUUGCAACAAAAGGAAAACAUCCUUUUGGAACAAAGGCGUAUAGACUACAAAACAUGUUGGAGGGAAAACCCGUUGGUUUGGAAGAAAUCAAGGAUGUUCAACUUGAAGAUCUUCUUUCAUGGAUGCUACAACGACAACCAGAAGACAGGCCAUCAGCUGAAGAAGCGUUAAAACACCCUUAUCUACAAUCUUACGUGGAGAACUUCAAUAUACUGAGUGACAUCUGGAACAAUAUUAAACAAUCACCACUUGUUCGUGAAAAGUUGAAUAUUAAAAUAAAAUGGAUGGAGCGUGUCAACGAUAAAGUCUUGAAAGAUUUAACAACAUUCGAAGUCAAUGGCAAAACAAUAGAGUGUGUUACAAACAUUUGUGAUGGUAAAUCCAUUAUUAUAAGUACAAGUAGAGAGAAGAAAAAUGUCUCUGACAAUACAGUCAAUGACGUCGAGUCCUUGAAAAAAGACAUUUCCUGCCCCGGUUACAAGUUGAAAGAAGAAGUUCACAGUAAAUUAAAGAAGUAA